GAGAGCUCGGAGAGCACACGGCGGGAGCUUGAGGAGACGAAAGCCUCUCGGGCGAAGCUCUGCGAGGAGUUGCAGAGGGCCGAGGCGGAGUUGGAGACGUCGCGUGACGGGCUUCAGCCCAGAGACGAGCCCGAGGCGGAGACGGAGAGGAAGCGUAUCGCUCAGCUCGAGUCGGACCUGCUGCUGCUGCGGGAGCAGCUGCAAUAUCUGGAGACGGAACGAGGCAUGAGCAUGCCCGCCUGCCCUUUCUGCAGUAGUAUCAACCAUUUCCAGUCGACCCCUGUCAAAAAGUGGGAGCUGUCGUACACAGGCUUCGAGCGGCCGAGUGGUUCUGCGCGAAUCGAGCAUCGGCCCGUGGCAGGCGUUCUUCAAGAGGAGCUACGUAAGGCCGAGGCUGACCUUCGGCAGGCCGAUGCCGAGUCUCCCGCACCUCCGGGACCUCCUCAGAGACCUCUUCCCGCGACCAUCGGCAAGGACGUCGAAGAAGCCGCGGAGGCCGAGGCCGAGGCCGAGACGAGGCCUUGGCUGCAGGCCAGGCUCGGAGAGCUGGAGGCUCAAAAUGCUGCUCUGAAGCGGUCCUUGAACCAACGGCCGAUCGUGUACCAGUUUGCGCCCCCAGACGCAGGCAUCGAUUCGCCUGACGAGCAGGGAGAGGACGAUUCACUUCUGGAAGUUGAGGUGGUCAGCACGUCGCAGUCCUUUUCAGCUCUUGGCCAGCACUUCGCACAAAGUCUUGCCAGGCGCUGCUUGUGGUUCUGGCAGCAUUGCCGCAAACGGCGGUGGAUGUGGGGGCUGGAGCAGCAGCUUCGCUGGCUCACACGGCGUAUUCUAGAACGACCCUUCCUGAUGUGGGUCUUCUACCUGCACGUGCUGGUCCUCUGGUGCCUUGAAGUUUGGCAUCAGGCCUUGGCGAAGCCUCUACCGGCAGAUCCUGCCAUGGCACUCGAGUCGGCAGUGCAGGCUGCGCGAGGCGGCUGA
Symbiodinium necroappetens is the source of this 978-nucleotide messenger RNA. Lineage: Eukaryota; Dinophyceae; Suessiales; Symbiodiniaceae. The record is from the annotation of a GenBank genome assembly.